CAGCUAAGACCUUCCCGCUCGGGAUCUCCCCGCCCCCUGAAGAUCAAUCUAUUCCCCUUUGAACGCAAGCCUUGAAUACCUAGGUACCGCCGUCUCUCAGUCCUGAGUCGUUGAUACAACCGGAGAACUUUCCGUUUCUAUCUCUGCGCUAAGAUAAGGCUGGAAUAUCAAGACCUAUGCAACGCUGGUCAAUUAAUAUACCUAAAUUACUAACGACGGAUAGCAGCAGGGUGCUCGCAUACACCUACCUAGAUAUUUUAUAGAAAUGAAAGGGUGUUACGAGCUGAGACUGUAAUCAACAGGCGUGCAAUCGGAUUCGAGUGAUAUCUACGAUAUAUGCAGUUCGUGAUAUUGCUUUGAUAUGUGGCAACCCCCCGUUCCAACGUGUCGGGUCUUCAUCGUGAUGAGGAAAGUUAACAAAGUGCAUAUAAGUCGGAUAUGACCGGUCGAUAUGGAGUGUGAUCUCGACCGCCACUCGCUUAUUGGGCCGGGCACGGGCACGGGCGUAAUGAUCCUAUCGUUAAAAACCCGCCGGUCAUAACUGCAUACACAGCGCUCAAGGUCAGCAUAUCACGAUCGCAAUCUGCCCACCAUGCACUUCUCAACACCCCAUCUUACCCUAUCCGCCCUCCUAAGCACCAUCAUAGCAAUUACACCUACCACAUCUGAACAAACCCAACAACUCGGUCCUCUGCAGGCCGUGGUAGACGUUCUCGAGGCCAUCGGAAGCGCACCUCCACCGGAGAUCAUCUGGACUCCAUCUCCGUCGCCGGAAUGUGCCGCGAUCAACCAAGGAGAACUACAAUGCUGCCAAGGCAGUCUAGCUGGCGAUUUGCCGCUGAUUCAGUUCCUAGCGGCCGUCUACGGGUAUAAGCUAAAUCCCAAUGAUGUCAAUGGUAUCUUAUGUAAUGACAAUUUAGCAACUUGUCCCGGUGUUAAAGUGUGCUGCCAAGUCACAGCUCUGAACCCUCUUGCGUCCUUAUACUGCCAGGACUUCAAAUAGUAUGGAGAUUGGUAUUGAUCGCUGUCAGCAUUGGACUUGGCUAGAUGUGAAAUCCGGACAAUAGUGGGAGAUGAUAUUAACUGGAUCUUUGGAGAAGUUUCUUUCAUUUUGUCUAAAUCUGCAUGUUUCUCAUAACUGUACAUGUUGACACAUUGA
Hypoxylon trugodes is the source of this 1159-nucleotide messenger RNA. RefSeq lists its product as uncharacterized. The transcript has 3 exons. Bases 593 to 1003 code for a protein of 136 amino acids. The record is from RefSeq and is a predicted model, not a curated record. Lineage: Eukaryota; Fungi; Ascomycota; Sordariomycetes; Xylariales; Hypoxylaceae.